UCUGGUACUAACUCGUUUUAGUAAAUGUGAAGCUCCAGUUCAAUUUCUUGUAUUCAGAGUCUUUUUUAUUAUAUAAAUAAGUCAUAAGAGCUAAGACACUACAAUGGCGACGAGGAUGAUUACCUGCAGUGUGCAUCACGAAUGCAGAUGGAGCUCGUAGGAAGAGAGGAAGAUUAUGACCCUGUAAGAGGAAGAUUAUGACCCUGUAAGAGAGGAAGAUGUUGACCCUGUAGCACAACAGCUAGCAAGCAGUGACGACGAGGGGAGAGCGAGAACGAGGCGGCAGGUCAAAGACCCGUGGAGCCGGAGGUAAAGAGAAUGGCUAGCAUCGGGAAAAUAGAUGUUUGAUGACACGCAAGAAAACUGGGCAACUUACAUUGAACGACUGGAACAGUACUUAAUUGCAAACGACAUUGCUGAUAACAAGAGAGAACCAGCGUUGAGUUUAAUUGGUCCAAAAACGUACAGUUUGCUAAGAGAUCUGACUGCCCCUCUGAAGCCCUCAAAUAAAACAUUCACAGAGAUUGUGGAGAUAUUGCAAAAUCACCUAAACCACUCCUCAUCGCGGAACGUUUUCGUUUCCACAAGAGAGAUCAGAAUGAGGGGAGGGUGUUAGUACAUUUGUAGCGGAGUUGAAGAAACUGUCUGAACAUUGCCAGUUUGGAGAGAACCUAAAUGACACAUUAAGGGAUAGAUUUGUUUGUGGACUGAACCAUGAACACAUUCAAAAACGUGUAAAAACGUUUCCUCACAGAAUCAGAUCUCACGUUUGCAAAGGCUGUUGAAAUUGCUGUGACUAUGGAAAUCGCGACUAAAGAUGCAUUUGAGUUGCAAAGUAAAAGAGAUACUGACCUAUCACAAACUUCCCUGCACAAGUUUUCACGCAGCCGACAGCGCCCACGUGUGGCCGAAAAAUGCAACAGGUGUGACGGAGAUGGUCACAGAGCAGAGGACUGCCGUUUUAAAGACGAAAUUUGUCACAAAUGCAGUAGAAGGGGGCACAUUCAAAGAGCACGCAGAGCAAAAUUCAGUCACAACAGGAAAACUGAGAAAAUGAAAGGGUCUGUGAAUGCACUAGUAGAGAACAGUGGCAGUGAUUCAGAUGAACGAUGAAUUGGUACAAUGGAGUUAAACACAGUGACUUCUCCCAGCAGUAGCAUAAUAUGGGUGACACCAGAUAUCGAAGGCAACCCCCUCAAAAUGUAGCUGGACACAGGAUCUGCAGUGUCUAUAAUUUCCACUACUGUCUACAAUGAGCACUUCAAGGCUAUCAAGCUGAAGAACACAAAUGUGUUGCUGAAGACCUACUCAGGAGAGCGAUUGAGCCCAAUGGGGGCGUUGCAGGUCAGAGUGCGGUAUGGGGGGCAAACACAGCAGUUACAGCUGUAUGUGGUGCCUGGAACUGGCCCACCAUUAUUUGGCAGGGAAUAGCUUUCAAAAAUGAAGCUGAACUGGUGUGACUUGAAAAUGCUCCACACGUUCCAGUCCAAAGAGAAAGGCACCGACCAAACACUGGAACACUUGCGGAAGAAAUACAACACAGUGAUCAGAUGGGAACAGUAAAAGGCUUCACAGCAAAACUUGUACUAAGAGAUGACGCAACCCCAAAAUUCUGCGAAGCCAGAUCUGUUCCAUACUCCCUGAGACCAAAGGGGGAAGCGGAAAUCGAUCGCUUGCAGGAUACAGGGUCCUGACGAAAGUGGACAGAAGCGAAUGGGCCACACCCAUAGAUCCUAUUGUGAAGAAAGACGGGUCUGUUAGAAUGUGUGGGGACUUCAAGGUAACUGUGAAUUCAAUGUUGCAUGUGGACCAAUACCCCCCUGCCACGCCUGGAUGACAUCUUUGCUGCACUAGCUGGUGGGAAACACUUCAGUAAAAUCGAUCUGAAACAGGCUUACCUGUAGCUACCGGUUGAAGAGAGCUCCAAACAGUACCUGACAAUGAACACACACAAAGGUCUAUACAGGUAUAACCGCCUGGUUUUUGGCAUUGCAUCGGCCCCAUCCAUUUGGCAACGAACUAUUGACCAGAUUUUGCAAGGAAUCCCAGGAACCCAGUGUAUCCUGGAUGACCUGAUCAUAACAGGACGCACCGACAAAGAGCACCUGGCUAACCUGGAAGAGGUCCUGAGAAGACUGAAAGAGUAUGGUCUACAGGCAAACUUACAGAAGUGUGAGUUCUUCAAAGACAAGAUUGUCUUCUGUGGACAUGAAAUCGACCGCAAUGGAUUGCACAAAACACAGGACAAAAUCGAGGCAGUGGUACAGGCACCAUGACCACAAAAUAUCACAGAAGUGAGAUCUUUCACUGGACUGAUCAAUUACUACAGAAGAUUCCUCCCAAACCUUUCAGCAGUACUCCAGCCUCUAAAUCAGCUCCUGGAAAAGAAUAGGACAUGGCGGUGGACAGAACAGUGUGAAACUGCAUUUCUUGAAGCAAAACGGCUCAUCACAUCUGAACAGGUCCUGAUGCAUUACGACCCUGAACUGCCAGUGAAGUUGGCUUGUGAUGCGUCCCCUUAUGGCUGCGGGGCCGUCCUUUCACACACACUGAAAGAUGGGUCAGAGAGGCCAGUUGCAUUUGCGUCACGAACGUUGAAUGAUGCAGAGAAAAACUACUCACAAAUCGACAAAGAAGCACUGGCGCUAGUGUGGGGCGUCAAGACACUCCACGCAUACCUAUAUGGCAAGCGUUUCACUGGUUACGGAUCACCAGCCGUUGCUUUCCAUUGUCAGUCCAAAGAAAGGCAUUCUGGGAAUGCCAGCAGCCAGGUUACAGCGAUCCGCCUUGUUCCUUCCAGUCAUAUGAAUGCCAGCAGCCAGGUUACAACGAUAUGCCUUGUUCCUCCCAGUCAUAUGAAUGCCAGCAGCCAGGUUACAACGAUAUGCCUUGUUCCUCCCAGUCAUAUGUAUGACAGCAGCCAGGUUACAGCGAUACGCCUUGUUCCUCCCAGUCAUAUGAAUGCCAGCAGCCAGGUUACAGCGAUAUGCCUUGUUCCUCCCAGUCAUAUGUAUGACAGCAGCCAGGUUACAGCGAUAUGCCUUGUUCCUCCCAGUCAUAUGAAUGACAGCAGCCAGGUUACAGCGAUCCGCCUUGUUCCUUCCAGUCAUAUGAAUGCCAGCAGCCAGGUUACAACGAUAUGCCUUGUUCCUCCCAGUCAUAUGAAUGCCAGCAGCCAGGUUACAACGAUAUGCCUUGUUCCUCCCAGUCAUAUGUAUGACAGCAGCCAGGUUACAGCGAUAUGCCUUGUUCCUCCCAGUCAUAUGUAUGACAGCAGCCAGGUUACAGCGAUAUGCCUUGUUCCUCCCAGUCAUAUGUAUGUCACUGAGUUUAAGCCGUCGUCCCUCCACACAAAUGCAGAUGGAUUAUCCAGACUGCCGUGUACAAGAGAAAGACAAAGGAGUGUGGAUGCAGUGGACAUUUUCCAUACCGCUCAGCUCGAGGCACUACCGGUCACAAGCACAGUUAUCAGGAAACAGGAGACAAGGAAAGAUGUGACCUUGUCAAAAGUGUUCACCUACUCCAUGUCAGGAUGGCCAGCUACAGGCAGAGAGGAGCUGACUCCGUAUUUCCAGCGGAGAAAUGAAAUUACAACGUACCAAGGAUGUUUGAUGUGGGGAAUGAGAGUCAUGAUACCCCAGAAAUGCCAACAUCAGGUUUUGCAGCAACUACAAGAAGAUACAGAGCUGUGAAACCCUGUCUGCAGAUGAAGAGCAAUGGUUCCUAGUCCUGUUCCUGGGGUCUCAAAGGGGUGCACAUUUUUAUUUUUGCCUCAGUGCUACCCAGCUGAUUCAAAUGAUCAAGUCAUC
Salvelinus namaycush (lake trout) is the source of this 3809-nucleotide messenger RNA. RefSeq lists its product as uncharacterized. NCBI's taxonomy places the organism in Eukaryota, Metazoa, Chordata, Actinopteri, Salmoniformes, Salmonidae. The coding region runs from base 2469 to 3692 and encodes 407 amino acids. The transcript has 3 exons. The record is from RefSeq and is a predicted model, not a curated record.